CGCAGGGCUCUGACCUCUUUUGCUCCAGGCCCUUUCCCCCACCUGCGUCUGAACGAGCUCGCCAGGGAUCUGCCUGAGCCUCUUCCGCGCAGUGUCCCAGAACUAUUCCACGCGCUCCGGCUAGCGGAGUGCUCUUGCCGCAGCGCGGGCGGGCGGCCCCUGAUGGUCUGAGAUGCUUGAGUGGAUUCCAGUGAUCAUCCUCUUUUGGUGGACUCCCACCCUGUGCAAUGUGACCGAAAAACCUCAGAUCCGCAAUGAACGCACUUUUCAUCCAUACAUCUCAAGGUGCUUCAACAAAGAUGGACAAGUAUCUUCAGCUCAGACAGGAAGACAGACUCUCAGUUUGCAGCAAAUUAUGCUAUGCAAUAGGAGGCGCUCCAAACCAAGUUGCUACAAGUGCCACUGCUUUUUUUCUACAGAUCUACCUGUUAGAUAUAGCACAUAUUACUCCGUUUCAUGCCUCUUUGGUGCUGUUCAUUGGCAAAGCCUGGGGCGCAGUUACUGAUCCUGUUGCUGGCUUUUUUAUUAGCAAAAGUAAAUGGACAAAAAUUGGCCGUCUUAUGCCUUGGAUGUUGGGAUGUACGCCCUUCAUGAUUGUGUCCUAUUUCUUCAUGUGGUACUUGCCUCCUUUUGUAGCGGGAAGAGUUGUGUGGUACCUGACUUUCUAUUGUCUUUUCCAAGCAUUGACCACAUUAUUCCAAGUACCGUAUUCUGCUCUCACCAUGUUUCUCAGCCCAGACCAGAAGGAGAGAGAUUCAGCAACAGCAUACCGAAUGACCGUGGAAGUGCUUGGAACCUUGAUGGGAGCUGCGCUCCACGGACAGAUUGUGGCAAGCGCCCAUGCCUCUGAUCACUGCACCGUGAAUCUCACCAUACACGCUGCUGACUCUUCCAGCUCUCUAAGCAACGCUUCCAACCUUGCUGGGUCUUUGGGCCUCCAGUCUCAUGGAAGAGAACUCUACAUGAUUGCAGCGGGAGUAAUAGGAGGGGUGUAUCUAUUCGGCAUUCUCAUCCUUUUCAUUGGAGUAAAAGAGAGAGACGAUCCUUACGCCUUAAAUUCAGACAAAGCAAUUCCUUUCUUUAAGGGACUGAGACUCACAAUGAAGCAUGGUCCGUACUUGAAGCUUACAGCUUCGUUUCUUCUCAUCUCAACAGCCAUUCAGCUUGAGCAGAGCAAUUUUGUCCUGUUUUGCACCCAUGCAGCCAGUCUUCACAAUCACUUCCAGUAUUUAGUGGUGACCAUUUUGGUAUCAGCAGCGGUGAGCAUUCCAUUCUGGCAGUGGUUUCUACAGCAAUUUGGCAAGAAAAGUGCAGCAUGUGGGAUUUCCUGGAUGAUUCCUUUUGCGGUCAUGCUGGUUACAAUCCCAAAUCUGGUUUUGGCUUACGUGGUGGCCUUUGUCUCUGGUCUGAGUAUUGCAGCAUCUUUGUUGUUGCCAUGGUCAAUGUUGCCUGAUGUAGUUGAUCACUUUCGCCUGCUGAAUCCUCAUGCAAAGGGACCUGAAACCAUCUUUUAUGCUUCAUAUGUCUUCUUUACCAAGAUGUCGGCCGGAAUUGGAUUAGGAAUUUCCACAGCAAGCCUGGAGUUUGCUGGUUAUAAAACAGGGAUGUGCAGGCAAUCCAGCACUGUGAUCCUCACACUGAAAAUCUUGAUUGGGGCAGUCCCUGCCAUCCUCAUUGUUAUAGGCUUAUCCAUACUCCUCUUUUACCCAAUCACUGAAAAAAGUCGAAAAGAAACUGAAUUUGCACUCGAGCUGUUAAGAAGGAGUCAUCGGAGCACUGACAACCUUUCUGAAAAUGAAGAGGAUACCUGGCUAUGAAAGUUUGGAGAGAAGUGGUUUUUCAAACCGAAGUCUGACCUCAGAGUCCAAAGCACUGUACUUGGGGGGUGGGAGGAAGGAAGGGAAAGUCUUCUGAGUUAUCCCACUUAAGUUUUAUUAGAGGAUAUACUGGAAGCAAUGGUACACAAAAGUGCAAAGGGCUCUGUUACAUUAAUAGUAAGGAUCUGAUUUUGACUGACAAAAUAGAAAGAUUCUGAGGACAGCCAAUAGGGUGCCUCAAGGGGAUGCUCACAGUUUUAUAAGUAUGUAAACUUCAUCCAGUGUUCUGAUGCCCUUAAAUUGGUGUUAGGAAGAUUCAGUAGGUGGCACUCUUCCCUCUAGUCAGUGUUGAACCAAAGCCCCAGCACUGUACUGAGGAUAACCUGCUUCUGAAGAUGCUGUGUUUCGUAUGAGACAUAAAACCAAACUCCUGCAGUCACUAAAUUUCUUCUGGAACUGUUGGCAAGAUCCAGGGGUGUUAAAGGUUGGGCAGGACACCAAGUUUAAACUCAGGACAUUCUUCUGACCUAAGUUGUCCUAGUAGCCUCUGUUGGCUACAGUAUUCUUCAUCACUUUUUUCUAAACUGUUUGCUGCACAACAUUUGCUAUGUGUCCCUCUAGAAGAGUCUGCAUUUUGGUGUCUGAUGGAUGGGAUCCUUGUGUAUAAUUUGUUUACGUUUGUAAAGCCCUUAGGGAUUCUGAGGAUGAAAUGUGCUAUAAACAUGUAAGAUUUAGUGCUUCUUUUUGAGUUCCAACAAGCCCUGGAUGCAGUUGGUAACAGAGCUGUGUGUUGAAAACUCACAAAUAACUGCUCCAAACCUGAUUUUAAUUUGACUUUAUUUGGGGGGUUAAGUCAAACUUUUAUGUUAAUAAAGGCCUACAUUUUCAAGAGUGAUUGACUAGUGGUCUUGGGUGCCUCCGUUUUUGGGUACCACACUUCAAAGUGUCCAGCUAUCAGAGUGUGAGUGCUCUGCCCUUUCUGAAAAAGAAAAAAAAAAUAAUCAGGCCCACUUAAGGCAUCUCAUGUUGAAGCACCCAAAGUCACUAGUUGCUUCUGCAAAUUUAGGCCCUAAAUUUUUGUAUAUAUUUACUCGUAUGAGGCACACAUUCCCACAUACAGAAUGCGGUCAUUCACCUAUUGAGAGCUGCAGCCGUGCUACACAUUCUCAGCAUAUGUGUAGCAAUUUAGAACAGCCACCCUGCGCCGUUUAUCUAGUUGGUGCCUUUUUGAGCCAAGGAUCUCGAAGUGCUUAAGAAGCAUUAAUUAAAGCCUCACCAGACCCCUGUAAGGGGUACAUGCUACUGUGCACAUCUUGCUGGGAGGGAAACUGACCCACAGAGAUUAAGAGCUAAUCCAGCUCCCAUUGGAGUCAGUAGAAGUUGGAUUAGGCUGUAAAUGAUUUGCUCAAGGUCAUCCAGCAAUUUAGCGAUGAUACCAGGACUAGAUUCCAGGAGGCCUAAAAUAUGAGUUUUCUGUUAUGCAAGUGAUAUUACAUAGCAGCAAAACUGUAGCAAACAAACAAGUUAGAGGUGCCAGACUAUACCUGGAGGUAAUUUUGGUGUCUCUAAAUAUUCCACUUUUAAAACAAAAAGUAUCAGUAAAAGCCAGGUUUCCUAUUCAAUUUAAUGUUUUGAAAUGCAAAUGUACUAGCUAGAGAGUUAGCUCCUCAGUUGCUAUAAAUCCAUCAUUUCAGGUCAAUGGGACGACAUCAAUUUAUACAAGCUAAGGACCUAGUUUGAUGGGUUUUUUUUUAUAAAAGGGUGGCCGAAACUGCAGACCAUGUUUGAUUAGACAUUUUAAGGCUACGUGUCUGUCACAGAGGUUACGGAAGUCAUGGAUUCAGUGACUUCUGCAGCAGCGGAUGUGGCUGGCUCCGGGGCUGCCCGAGCAGAUCAGGCAUCCCCUGGGCCAGCAGCACCAGCUGGUUUGGGUAUGGGAGGGGGCUCAGGGCUGGGGCAGGUGGUUAGGGUGCAGGGCAGCACUUACCUCAGGGGGAUGAGCCAGCAUGUCCCUGCAGUUCCUAAGCAGAGGGGUCAGGGGCUCCGCGCGCUGCCCAGGCUCGCAGACGCCACCCUUGCAGCUCCUAUUGGCUGCGGUUCCUGGCCAAUGGGAGUUGGAACUCGUGGCAGGGGUACCUUGGGGAGCCACCCCGGCCUUUCCUCCCCCUAGGAGCUGCAGGGACACCCGGAGUCAGGUAGGGAACCUGCCAGCCCCACUAACCCUCCCACCCCCCAGAACGAGUCCCAGGCUAUGCACUGCUGCCUCCCAGACCCUCCGCCAUCACCAGCGGGAGUCCCAAGCCGUGUGCCACCACCUGGCCUCCCCCAGCACCAGAGGGGGUCCCAGACCAUGCAUCGCUGCCCACCUUAUCCACAGUACCAGCGGGGGUCCCGAGCAGCUCGCCACCCCCCCAGCACCAGCAGGUGUCCCAGGCCACGUGCCACCAUCUGCCUCUCCCCCGCCCUCCUCCCAGCACCAGCAGGGGGUCCUGGGCCACACCCCCAGCACCUGCCGUGGCCCCAGACUGUCCCCUCCCCCCAGAGCACCCGCAGCCCCCCAGCCCAAGUUUUAGUUAGAGAUAUAUAGUACAAGUCACGGGCCAUGAAUUUUUGUUUACUGCCUGUGACCUCUCCAUGACUUUUACUAAAAAUACCCAUGACUAAAACGUAGCCUUAGACAUCUUUUAACUUGAACAUGGCCUGUGCAAUGUAUACUAUAUCAGCUAUGCAACUGGGUUUACAAAUUGCAUAAUACACAUCAGACUUUAGCUCUGUGCAGUGUGAGCUUUCUGAGUUAUAAAACCGCAUCUUACCCCUGCUUCCGGCAAGAAAUUUUUCAGGGUUUGUAAUGGAGAUACAAACAGUCCUGACCUUGCAUAUGGCAGUAUUAAUGAAUAUCGUCACAAUAUGGCAGAAAUCUUUGUAGAUAAACUUCUAUAACUAUAUUUUUAUAAUCUGAAUAGUGCUGAGUUAUUUUAUCAUAUUAAAGUCGUAUAUUGGUUCAUAAAAUGAAUGUAUUUUUCUAAAGAAAAAGCACUAACAAUGGAUUUGAAGAAGGAAGCAGUAUAGGAAUUUUUUGUAUCUUUUUUUCAAGGCUUACUGUUUGCACUGUGAAAGAAUGAAUUUUUUAUCUUCUAGCACUUUUUUUAAACUAAGCAUAAUCAUUGUCUAUACCCUAAACAUGUGACAGAAAGAAUCAGAUCUGUGUUAUUUUCUGUGCAUAUUAAAAUAUUUACACUAAGUACAA
Caretta caretta (loggerhead turtle) is the source of this 5064-nucleotide messenger RNA. Lineage: Eukaryota; Metazoa; Chordata; Testudines; Cheloniidae. The record is from RefSeq and is a predicted model, not a curated record.